Ostertagia ostertagi is the source of this 393-nucleotide messenger RNA. NCBI's taxonomy places the organism in Eukaryota, Metazoa, Nematoda, Chromadorea, Rhabditida, Trichostrongylidae. The record is from the annotation of a GenBank genome assembly.
AUGGAUUUGUGUGUGAUGCCCCGUCUGAUGAAUCGUGUGAUGUACGACGCCAUGAGGGAUUUCGAUCGUUUAGAGAGAAGCAUUUUCCCGUACUGGCGAGAGGCUGACCAUUCGGUGCUUCACGUGGCCAACGAAACUCAGCAGAUUGUUGAUGACGACAAAAAAUUCGCCGUCUCUUUGGAUGUGUCGCAGUUCCGCCCAGAAGAGUUGAACGUUCAGUUGGAAGGGCGUGAGCUGACCAUCGAAGGAAAGCAGGAGCACAAAACUGAGAAGGGCGCCAUUCAGAGAUCAUUCACCCGCAAAUGGCUGCUGCCCGAAAACGUCGAUCUGGAGGCGGUUCCGUACCCAGCUGAACGACAAGGGCCAUUUGUCGUGGAGGCGCCGAAGAAAUGA